AUGGCAGAAUACAAAACAUCGUAUACAAUCGAUAGACUCAACUCAGGAAAUUGGGAGUCGUGGAGACUUCACAUGCAGGCGCUCUUAGAAGAGCGAGGGCUCUGGGAUAUUGUCACAGGUGCAUCACCCAAACCAGUCGUAGAUUCGACAGCAUCGAAAACUCAAAAAGCGGCACUGGAGGAGUGGAAUACGAAGGAUGGAAAGGCCAGGCGACAGAUGAUUCUGUGCAUGGAUAGCAGUGAGCUGCGCGAUACAAGCGGAGCUACUACUUCGAAAGCACUGUGGGAUCUAUUGAUCUCACGGAAGGAGUCGGCAGGCAGCGCUGGGCUGAAUAGCGCACUUGCAUCGCUGUUCAAGGCGAAGGCCGAAUCUGAGGCAGACAUUCCGGAGCAUCUGAAGAAAAUAAAGGAUCUCCAGACGCGUAUUAACACCUAUGGGUUAAAAUAUGCGCUCAAUCUGCCCGAUUGGCUAUUUACGUCAAUUAUGAUCAACACCCUACCAAGUUCUUGGGAGCCAUUUACAAAUGCGUAUUCGGGGUCCCUUAUCGCCAGGAAAAGCGACGAAGAGACAUCCCCAUAUCGGGUUAGCUCCCAGGAGAUGGAAUUAAUCCUUAUGGACGAGUGGAGACGGCGAAAUCCCAGCGGCACGGUGGCUGAAGAGACGGCACUCUUCACAAACAGCACUGGGAGAAAUAGAGGACUCAGGUCGAGGCAUGGAACCCAAAAGUGCUAUCAGUGUGGCAAUAUCGGCCACAUUGCACAUGAUUGCACACAGAUGCCAUGGAGGAACCAAAUGAAGAAGGAGAAUCAGUCAGCAGGACAACAUUACGCAAACUUUACCGAUCAAUCGGGAGAUCCAUUCGAAAUAGACUCACCGCCUGAAGAGUCUCUGCUUGGAAACGCAGUCACUGUAUCCAUCAUUGGCGCCCUUCUUGGGCCAAUGUAUCCGCUCUGUAUCAAUCAUGCUGGGUGGAUCCUUCCACGCAAGAUACUGACCGGCUCCAUUGGACGGAUCGCCGGAUUUGGCCAGGCUGGGUCUGCGGUAAUUCCGUUCAUGACUGGUGCUCUAGCGAGUCGAUUCGGUAUCAAGCCUUUGCAACCAUUGUUGGUCGCCAUGAUGGGACUCAUGACUGCCCUAUGGGAAAUCAUUCCUAACCACGCAAAACGUCGUGAUUGA
Messenger RNA from Serendipita indica DSM 11827, 1176 nucleotides. The record is from the annotation of a GenBank genome assembly. Lineage: Eukaryota; Fungi; Basidiomycota; Agaricomycetes; Sebacinales; Serendipitaceae.